AUCUAAUAGGCUGAACAUGUGGACUGCAGGAGAUAAGACAGAGCAGGCAGGCACAGUGCGCUUGAUUCAUGGACUUUGACCUCCUGCAGCUCACUGGCUGAGAAAGCAUUCAAAAGCCCUGCAUGAUGUCUUGCCAGGCAGCCAGACUGACGUGCAAAUCUGAACUCAGUGUUUUCAGCAUUUUGAUUUUCCAUCAAGCUGUUGCCUUCCUUCUCCUAGCACACUCUCAUGGAGGUCAGUCUCAGGAGAUUGGUCGACCUCAGCCAAUAGUGGCAAUGGUGGGGGAUGACAUCACUUUGCCAUGCCAUGUGAAACCUGACAGGGACACAGUUGAGAUGUUACUGGAGUGGUCGAGACCUGAUAUUGACCCCAGAUUUGUCCAUUUGAGGCGGUCUGGGAAAGACCAUCUAGUUGAUCAAAAUCCAUCCUACAAGGGAAGAACAUCAGUGUCCAUCGACAGGCUGAAACAGGGAGACAGUUCACUGAAUCUCUCCAAAGUGAAACUCUCUGAUGAAGGAACAUACAGAUGCUUCAUGCCAGCAUUAAAUUUAGACUCUAGUAUUCAGCUUCUUGUUGACGUUGAAAUUGGCAUAACCAUUGUCAGCAGUGGAGUGCUAGAAUGUAAGUCUAAAGGCUGGUAUCCAGAGCCUGAGGUGGUCUGGCUGGUCGGUGAGGGAAACCUCCUCUCUGCUGGACCUACAGAGACAGUCAGAGGUCCUGAUGACCUCUAUACUGUCAACAGCAGAGUGACUGUGGAGAAGAGACACAGCAACAACUUCACCUGUAGAGUCCAACAGAAGGACAUCAACCAGACCAGAGAGACACACAUCUAUGUUGCAGAUGAUUUUAUGGACUCAUCUAGUUCAUCUGCUCCUACCAUCAUUGGUUUGUUUGUUGGCAUCAUGUUCAUUCUUGCAGUCCUCUUUGUUGUAUGGAAAUGGAGACAAAACAAAAGCAAAAUGGCAAGAAGAAGAGUGAUGAAGAAGAACAAGACAGGAGGAGAAAAUAACACUGAUUCCUUAGGUGUAGAAACAGGGCUUUUAUGUCAAAAAGAGGAGGAAACACAGCAAGACAAGCACAAAACUAACAAUAUUCUCACCCAAAGAAAGGGGAGCAUGGAGAAACAAUCAGAUGCAGGGACAGGGUCUCAAUGUGUGGGGGACAUUGGAAAACAGCAACAUGAGGUCCAGAAAGGUGAAGAGACAAUAAAGGAUUUGGACAACAGAGAGAAAGAGCCCAAAUCGAUGACAGAAGACAUACAAAAUCCAAAUCCAGCAAAAAGAGAAAGACACCAAGAUAAAUCAGAGAAUAAUACAAUAAAUGGAGGAGAGGAAACAAAGUCUGUAAAUUCUGAAACAGGUCCAGUUCAGAUGGAUGAAGAAGGACAACAACCGCAGCUCAGGACAGAAGGGGAAGCAUCGACAGAUCUUGGCAAGGAAGAGAAUAAAGAGCAAACACAAACUACAAAUAAUGGACCAGCCAGUGAGGGUUCAACGGAUGGAGGAAUACAAGACAAGAAUCCACCAGCAGGAGGAGGCACAAGUAAUCAUUUGAACAAAACAGAGAAAGAGGCUGAAACAAUGAGUGGAAAAACAGAAGAUCCAGCAGUAAGACACACUCCAGAAAAUACAGAAGACCAAAUACCACCUACAAAUAACAAGCCAGCAGCCCAGAGUCUAACUGAAGCAGAGACACAACAGAAAGAUCCCACAGGAGGAGGGACAGAGAAUAGAUUCAACCAGUCAGAAGGACAGACAGAGAGGAGCCUGAAAAAUGGAGACACUCAAUGUCAGGGAGGAGGACUCCUUCUGGAGAACAGUGACAGUGAAGAUGGAGGGGUAUGCACAGCAACCACACAUCAGUCUCCAGUGGAUGAAUCAACAGAUCAGCCCCAAGCUGAAAGAGUACAGAGUGAUUUGCCAGCAGAUCAGAGUCCGACUGAAGGAGAACGUCAGCGAAAUGAGAUUCCGAUAGAGAGCCAAAAAAAAGCUGAGAAGGAGGUCAGUGUUGUGAGUAAUGAAGCACAUCCUCCAGGUACAAAAAACAUGGAAGAACACAAACAGCCACAGAAAAAUGAGGACGCGAGUAAUGGAGAAGAAAUAUCAAAUAUUAUAAAUACUGAAACAGCAGCUCAGAGUCAGCAGACAGUCGGGGCUGGAGAAGAAGCAAAGGAUAAGCUUGAUAAAGUAAAACCUACAAAUGAUGAAGGAGAAGAUCAGAGUGAAAACAGUGAAGGUUCUUCGACUUAAUGAUUGAUGGUGGAGGGAAAAACCAGUAAAAGAGACAAUGGACAAAGAGAUGAACAACCUACAGAAAAAAUAAGAAACAGAUUCUAGACUAAAGGUUCAGAAAAACAAAUCAUAAAGAAAAGGUAGAGCAACUUAAAGUACAGCUUGAGGAGGGUGAGAGACAGAGAGGAAAAUGAGCGGUAGCUUCAGUAAGAGACGAUGGAGGAAGAGGAGAUGGACCCUGAAACACAGAAAGCAGCAGAAAACACUACAGACUUCUACAGAUUGAUCUGCGAGUCCACAAAGACCUACAAGUGAAGACAGAGUGGACAGAUCUGUGCUCAUCUGUACACAGCAGGGAAAAAAAAGAAACAUUAUUUUUGAAAAGUAGUUGUUACUUUUUUAUAAUCUGGGAUUUAGUAAUGUUUAGUUGUCUGAGUAGCAUUGUUUAAGUAAAGGUUUUUAGCUUAAGUCGGUUUAGUUUGUCAGCAUAUUAAAUUUUUUGUAUUUGUAAUUGUAUUUUUAUUAUCUGUUUUUUAUAUUCUAUAUUAGUAUUAGUAAGGUUUUUUCCACCUACUUAAAUAAAUCCUCCUAUAAAUAAACCUA
Molecule: messenger RNA, 2834 nt
Organism: Dicentrarchus labrax (European seabass)
Lineage: Eukaryota; Metazoa; Chordata; Actinopteri; Moronidae
Product: butyrophilin subfamily 3 member A3-like
Exons: 6
Coding region: 123-2249 (708 amino acids)
Source: RefSeq, a predicted model, not a curated record